AUGGUAGAAGAAUCACCCGUCACAGAAGCAGUCCUCAAAGCAAAACUCAUCUCAGAACUCCAAGCUACCCAUGUAGAAAUCGAAGAUAUGUCCGGUAGAUAAUUACCCCGCCAUCCCACCUCCCUCUCCCUCUAUUAUACGAACUAAUUCCUCCAACAGGUGGAUGCGGACAAGCUUUCUCUGCCAUAAUCGUCUCGCCGCAAUUCGAAAAGAAGACUACGCUUGCGAGACAUCGAUUGGUGAAUAAAACGCUGAAAGCCGAGGUUGCUGCUAUACAUGCCUGGACGCCGAAGUGUUAUGCGCCAGAUCAGUGGGAGAAGGUGAAGAAUGACGGGGAGAGUACUGUUGCGCCUGGUAAGGAUACCACGGGUGAGGUUGUUGAGGGAACGGCGGCUUGA
This is a messenger RNA of Hymenoscyphus albidus, 398 nucleotides long. NCBI's taxonomy places the organism in Eukaryota, Fungi, Ascomycota, Leotiomycetes, Helotiales, Helotiaceae. The record is from the annotation of a GenBank genome assembly.